AUGGGUGUCGGCCGCAGGAAGCUGGCCCCGCUCUGGGCCCUGGCUCUCACCCUGGCCUGGGCCCAGCACACAGGUGAGGCGCGAGGAAGCUCUGUGGAACAUGGCCACGAGUACCUGGACCUCCUUCCUGUCACCCAGGGGCCCGCUGGCGACCGGCUGCGUGGCGUGACCAUCCUCCCCCCUCUGAGGACGGCGCCGGUGGUUCGAGCCCUGAACCCCGCGCACAACGGGCGGGUGUGCAGCACCUGGGGCGACUUCCACUAUAAGACCUUCGACGGGGACGUCUUCCGCUUCCCGGGCCUGUGCAACUACGUCCUCUCCGCGCACUGCGGGGCCGCCUACGAGGACUUCAACAUCCAGGUCCGCCGCGGCCUGGAGUCCAAUGUCACCACGCUGGCCAGAGUCACCAUGAAGCUGGAUGGCAUGGUCAUCGAGUUGACCAAGAGCUCCAUCCAGGUCAACGGGCUCCCAAUCCAGCUGCCUUUUAGCCAGUCUGGUGUCAUCAUCGAGCACAGCAGCAGCCACCUGAAGGUGGUGGCCAGGCUGGGCCUGGUCUUCAUGUGGAGCCAGGACGACAGUCUCCUGCUGGAGCUGGACGCCAAGUACUCGAACCAGACCUGCGGGCUCUGUGGAGACUUUAACGGUGUGCCUGUCUUCGACGAGUUCCUCUCCCACGGUGUCAAGCUGACCCCCAUCGAGUUCGGGAAUCUGCAGAAGUUGCACGGCCCCACGGAGCAGUGUCAGGACCCUGCACCUGUGCCCCCGCUGACUUGCUCACUGGACACCGGCAUCUGUGAGGAGAUCCUGAGCAGCUGGCCCUUCCGGGGCUGCAACGCCCUGGUGGACGCCAGCAGCUACGUGCAGGCCUGCCGGCAAGACCUCUGCCUGUGCGAGCACGCCGCGCCGACCAGCUGCGUCUGCCAUACGGUCGCCGAGUACUCCCGCCAGUGCGCCCACGCCGGGGGGCGGCCCCUGGACUGGCGCGGCCCCGACCUGUGCCCCCAGACGUGCCCCCUCAACAUGCAGUACCGCGAGUGCGGCUCGCCCUGUGCGGACACCUGCUCCAACCCGGAGCACUCCCAGCUCUGCGAGGACCACUGCAUGGCCGGCUGCUUCUGCCCCGAGGGGACGGUGUUCGACGACAUCGGCCAGACAGGCUGCAUCCCCGCACCCCAGUGCGCCUGCGUGUACAACGGGGCCACCUAUGCUCCGGGGGCUGUCUACUCCACAGACUGUGCCAACUGCACCUGCUCCAGCGGCCGGUGGAGCUGCCAGGAGGUGCCAUGUCCUGGCACCUGCUCAGUGCUGGGGGGCGCCCACUUCUCCACGUUCGAUGAGAGGCAGUACACAGUGCACGGAGACUGCAGCUACGUGUUGGCCAAGCCCUGUGACAGCAGCGCCUUCACUGUGCUGGCGGAGUUGCGCAGGUGCGGCCUGACGGACAGUGAGACUUGCCUGAAGAGCCUGACCUUGAGCCUGGACGGGGGGCACACGGUCAUCGUGGUCAAGGCCAGCGGGGAGGUGUUUGUGAACCAGAUCUACACCCAGAUGCCCGUCUCAGCAGCCAACGUCACGCUCUUCAGACCCUCAACCUUCUUCAUCAUCGCCCAGACCAACCUGGGUCUGCAGCUGGACGUCCAGCUGGUGCCCACCAUGCAGGUGUUCCUGAGGCUGGCGCCCGAGCUCCGCGGGCUGACCUGCGGCCUGUGCGGGAACUUCAACCAGAACCAGGCCGAUGACUUCCGGACCCUCAGCGGCGUGGUGGAGGGCACGGCCGCCGCCUUCGCCAACACCUGGAAGACCCAGGCCGCCUGCCCCAACGUCAAGAACAGCUUCGAGGACCCCUGCUCCCUCAGCGUGGAGAACGAGAAGUACGCUCAGCAUUGGUGCUCCCGACUGAAGGACCCCCACGGCCCCUUCGCCCAGUGCCACGCUGCCGUGAGCCCCGGCACUUACCACUCGAACUGCAUGUUCGACACGUGCAACUGUCAGAAGAGCGAGGACUGUCUGUGUGCGGCCCUGUCCUCCUACGUGCGCGCCUGUGCCGCCAAGGGGGUGCUGCUCAGAGGCUGGAGGGACGGCGUGUGCACGAAGCCCAUGGCCACCUGCCCGAAGUCGCUGACCUACCAGUACCACAUCAGCUCCUGUCAGCCCACCUGCCGGGCCCGGAGUCACGAGGACGUCACCUGCGGCAUCCGCUUUGUCCCCGUGGACGGCUGCGCCUGCCCCCAAGGCACCUUCAUGGACGAAGUGGGCAAGUGUGUGCCGGCCAGCAGCUGUCCCUGCUACCACGAGGGCUCCGUGGUCCCCAACGGGGAGUCGCUGCACGAGCGUGGGGCCAUCUGCACUUGCACGCAAGGCUUGCUGAGCUGCAUCGGAGGCCACACUCCUGCCCCAGUCUGCACCCCGCCCAUGGUCUACGUCGACUGUCGCAAUGCCACGCCGGGGGCCGCCGGGGCCGGCUGUCAGAAGAGCUGCCUCACCUUGGACAUGGAGUGUUACAGCCCCCGGUGCGAGCCCGGCUGCGUGUGCCCCGACGGGCUGGUGGCCGACGGUGAAGGCGGCUGUGUCGCCGUGGAGGACUGUCCCUGCGUGCACGACGAGGCCAGCUACCUGCCCGGCCAGACCAUCCGGGUGGGCUGCAACACUUGCACCUGUAAAAGCAGGAUGUGGCAGUGCACACGUGAGCCCUGCCUGGCCACCUGCACGGUGUAUGGGGACGGCCACUACAUCACCUUCGAUGGGCGGAGCUACAGCUUCAGCGGCGACUGCGCGUACACACUGCUUCAGGACCACUGUGGUGGGAACAGCACCGCCAACGGGACCUUCCGAGUCGUCACGGAGAACGUCCCCUGCGGGACCACGGGCGUCACCUGCUCCAAGGACCUCAAGCUCUUCCUGGGGAGCUACGAGCUGAAGCUGAGUGGCGGCAAAGUGGAGGUGAUCCAGAAGGGCGUGGGGCAGGAGGCCCCCUACUCCAUCCGCCAGAUGGGCAUCUACCUGGUGGUGGACACCGAGGUCGGCCUGGUGCUGCUGUGGGACAGGAAGACCAGCAUCUUCCUCAAACUCAGCCCCGAGUUCAAGGGCCGGGUCUGCGGGCUGUGCGGGAACUUUGACGACAACGCCGUCAAUGACUUCACCACGCGGAGCCAGUCCGUGGUGGGCAACGCCCUGGAGUUUGGCAACAGCUGGAAAUUCUCCCCGUCCUGCGCCGACGCCCCGGCCCCCAGGGACGCCUGCGCCGCCAACCCGCACCGCAGGUCCUGGGCCCAGAAGCAGUGCAGUGUCCUCAACAGCGCCACCUUCGCCGCCUGCCACGCCCACGUGGAGCCCGCCAAGUACUAUGAGGCCUGCGUGGGCGAUGCGUGUGCCUGUGACUCCGGGGGCGACUGUGAGUGUCUCUGCACGGCCGUGGCUGCCUACGCCCAGGCCUGCCACGACGUGGGCGUGUGCGUGUCCUGGCGGACCCCGGACAUCUGCCCCUUGUUCUGCGACUACUACAACCGCGAGGGCCAGUGCGAGUGGCACUACCAGCCGUGCGGCCCGCCCUGCAUGAGGACCUGCCGGAACCCGAGCGGCCGCUGCCUGACCGACCUGCCGGGCCUGGAAGGCUGCUACCCCAAGUGCCCGCCAGAAGCCCCCAUCUUCGACGAGGACCAGAUGCAGUGUGUGGCCACGUGCCCCACGCCCCCGCCACCGCCGCCCUGCCGCGUCCAAGGCAAGUCAUACCGGCCGGGGGAGACGGUGCCGUCUGACAGGAACUGCCAGUCCUGCGUCUGCAGCGAGAGUGGGGUGCAGUGCGCCUACGACACAGAGGCCUGUGUCUGCACCUAUGACGGGCGGCGCUUCCGCCCGGGGGACGUCAUCUACCACACGACCGACGGCACGGGGGGCUGCAUCUCCGCCCGCUGCUCGGCCAAUGGCACCAUCGACAGGAGGGUCUACCCCUGCAGCCCCACCACCCCCACGCCACCAACCACCUUCUCCUUCUCCACACCCCCGCUCGUCGUGAGCUCAACACGUCCGGCCCACACGUGCCACAGCCCUGCCAAGAGCACGGUGCGGCCCAGCACUCGGAGCGGUGCCCCGUCCUCCACCCCGGGCACGACCUCUGGUCCUCCGACGAGCCCUCCCUGGUCCCGCCAGGCCUGUGGGGAAGAUUGCCGGUGGUCACCGUGGCUGGACGUCAGUCACCCAGGACGGGGCAUCGACAGCGGUGACUUCGACACACUGGAGAACCUCCUUGCCCACGGGCACCAGGUCUGCCUGACGCCGAAGAGGGUGGAGUGUCGGGCUGAGGACGCCCCCGAGGUGCCGAUCCAGGUCCUGGGGCAGCACGUGGAGUGCAGCCCAGCGCAGGGGCUGACCUGUUACAACCGCAAGCAGGCUUCGGGGCUCUGCCACAACUACCAGAUCAGGGUCCAGUGCUGCUUCCCCCGUACCUGCCCUACCUCUGGCGGGACCACUACAACCACCCCGAGUACCUCUACUCCUGUCCCAGGGACCACUACAACCACCCCGAGUACCUCUACACCUGUCCCAGGGACCACUACAACCACCCCGAGUACGUCUACACCUGUCCCAGGGACCACUACAACCACCCCAAGUACCCCUACACCUACCCCAAGUACCCCUACACCUGUCCCAGGGACCACUACAACCACCCCGAGUACCUCUACACCUGUCCCAGGGACCACUACAACCACCCUGAGUACCUCUACUCCUGUCCCAGGGACCACUACAACCACCCCGAUUUCAACGACACCUGAACCUUGUUUACAAAAGUUGUGCAACUGGACCCAAUGGUUCGACAGCAGCUACCCUGGUCCUGGCAUAAACGGUGGAGAUUUCGACACUUUUCAUGACUUGAGAGUCAAAGGACAUAAAUUCUGUGAAAAGCCCAGCAACGUGGAGUGUAGGGCACAGUUCUUCCCAAACAUCCCACUGGAGGAGCUGGGGCAGGACUUGAUCUGUGACAAGAGCCUUGGGCUGUUAUGCCUCAACAGGAACCAGUUGCCGCCGAUCUGUUAUAACUACGAAAUCCGGAUCGAGUGCUGCGAGCUGGUGGAUGUGUGCAGAAGCACCACACACCCUGUGAUGUCUGAGACCACGUAUUCCACCCGAGAGGAACCCGGGACCCAGACACAGCUUACCUGGACCACCGGAAUCCUCUCGUCUCCCACACGGCACAGCACCGCCAGUUCCGUGCACGCGUACCCCACAACCAGCAUCACAACCGGCACACACUCAGUCUCCCCAGCCGUGACCAUCCCCUGCCAGCCACAGUGCACGUGGACCAAGUGGUUCGACGUGGACUUCCCGUCCCCUGGGCCCCACGGAGGAGAUGCGGAAACCUUCGGCAACAUCGUCAGAAGGAGAGAGAAAAUCUGUCGCCGGCCUGAGUACAUCACGCGGCUGGAGUGCCGGGCCGAGAGCCACCCCGAGGUCAGCAUCGAGACGCUGGGCCAGGUGGUAGAGUGCAACAUCAGCAAGGGCCUGGUGUGCCGGAACCGGGACCAGGGUGGUGACAUCGGGAUGUGCCUCAACUACGAGGUGCGCGUGCUGUGCUGUGAGCCCCCGGAGCACUGCUCUACCCACAAAACUGACAGAACCAGCCCAACCUCAGUGACAGAGACCAGCUCAACCUCGGUGACAGAGACCAGCUCAACCUCGCCCUCGUCCCCUCCAGAACCGACCUCCGUGGUGUCCACCACGACAUGUUACUGCAGCGUGUCUGACAAGCUCUACCGCGCAGGAUCCAUCAUUUACAACCGGACCGACCUCGACGGCCACUGCUAUUAUGCCACGUGCAGCCUGGACUGCCACGUGGUCAGGACGCACUACACCUGUGCCAGCGGCACAACACCUCCCGUCCCGACCACCUCCCCGGCCGGGUCCUCCCCUUCAGCCUCCGCGCCCGUCACCGCGCAGGGGUGCCCAAACGCGGUCCCCCCAAGAAGGAAAGGCGAGACCUGGGCCAUGCCCAACUGCUCUCAGGCCACCUGCGAGGGCAACGGCGUCAUCACCCUGCAGCCGCGGCCGUGCCCGCAGGUGCAGCGGCCGACGUGCGCCAACGGCUACCCGCCCGUGAAGGUGGUCGACCCCGACAGCUGCUGCCCGCACUACCGGUGCCAGUGUGUGUGCAGCGGCUGGGGCGACCCCCACUACAUCACCUUCGACGGCACCUACUACACAUUCCUGGACAACUGCACGUACGUGCUGGUGCAGCAGAUCCUACCCGUGUACGGCCACUUCCGCGUGCUCAUCGACAACUACUUCUGCGGGGCGGAGGACGGGCUCUCCUGCCCGCAGUCCAUCAUCGUCGAGUACCGGCAGGACCGCGUCGUGCUGACCCGCAAGCCCGUGCUCGGGGUGAUGACCAACGAGAUCAUCUUCAACGACAAAGUGGUCAAGCCCGGCUUCCAGAAGGACGGCGUGAGCGUCUCCCAGAUCGGCAUCAAGAUGUACCUGACCAUCCCCGAGCUCGGCGUCCAGGUCAUGUUCUCCGGCCUCAUCUUCUCGGUGGAGCUGCCUUUCAGCAAGUUCGCCAACAACACCGAGGGGCAGUGCGGCACCUGCACCAAUGACAAGAAGGAUGAGUGCCGUCUCCCCGGGGGCACCGUGGUGCCCUCCUGCUCUGAUAUGUCCGGCCACUGGAAGGUGACGACGCCCCACCAGCCGCCCUGCCAUGGGCCACCCCCGAAGCCCACUGCAGUCGGGCCCACGCCCUCGCCCGCCCCCUGCCUGCCUUCACCGAUCUGCCAGCUGAUUCUGAGCGAGGUCUUCGAGCUGUGCCACCCUCUGAUCCCCCCGCUGGCAUUCUACCAAGGCUGCACCUUCGACCACUGCCACCUGAACGACUCCAACGUGCUGUGCUCUAGCCUGGAGCUGUAUGCGUCCCUCUGCGCCUCCCGAGGCAUAUGCAUCGACUGGAGGCACCACACCAACCACACGUGCUCGUUCACCUGCCCUGCUGACAAGGUGUACCUGCCGUGUGGCCCGUCCAAGCCCUCAUACUGCUAUGGGAGUGACAACACCAGCCUCGUGGCUCUUGUGGACACUGUCCCCAUCACAGAAGGCUGCUUCUGUCCAGAGAACAUGACGCGUUUCAGCAUGAGCUCUCCAGUCUGCGUGCCUGCGGACUGCCACAGGUGCCUGGGCCCCCACGGGGAGGCUGUGGAGCCCGGCCACACCAUCAGCGUGGACUGCCAGCAGUGCACCUGUGAGAGCAGCACGCUGACAAUGAGCUGUCACAGGCAGCCCUGCCCCCUGCCCCCAGCCUGCCCCCUGCCCGGCUUCGUGCCUGUGCCUGCAGCCCCGCAGGCCGGCCAGUGCUGCCCCCAGUACAACUGCGCCUGUGACACCAGCUACUGCCCCGAGCCCGUGGCCUGUCCCGAGGGCUCCCACCCGGUCGUGACCUAUACGGAGGGGGCCUGCUGCCCCAGCCAGAACUGCAGCUGGGACGUCUGCAGCGUUAACGGCACCUUGUACCAGCCCGGCUCCGUGGUCUCCUCCAGUCUGUGCGAAACGUGCAGGUGUGAGGUGUCCAGCAGUCCCCAGUUGGACACGGUCGUCAUCAGCUGUGAGACCCAGAUUUGCAACACCCACUGCCCCGCGGGCUUCGAGUAUCAGGAGCAGAGUGGGCAGUGCUGUGGCCUGUGUGUGCAGCAGGCCUGUGUCGUGAACGCCAGUGACAGUUCCACCCGCAUCUUCUACCCCGGCCAGUCCUGGCCAGACCCCACGAACCCGUGUGUGACCCACGAGUGUGAGAAGCACCGGGAUGGGCUCGUGGUGGUGACCAGAAAGAAGGCGUGUCCCCCACUCAACUGCCCUGCGGCCCAGGCCCAGCUGAGCGAGGACGGCUGCUGUCUCGCCUGUCCCCCGCCCCAACCUCGGAACCAGUCGGCCUGUGCGGUAUACUACAAGCGUGAGGUCAUCGUGCAUGGAGAUUGCAGGUCCCCGCGGCCCAUGAGGGUGGCCUACUGCCAGGGCAACUGCGGGGACAGCAGUGCCAAGUACUCGCUGGAGGCCAACACCAUAGAGCGGAACUGCAGCUGCUGCAGGGAGCUGCGGGUGUCGCCGACGACAGUGACCCUGCGCUGCAAGGACGGCUCCAGCCGAACCUUCGGCUACACCCUGGUGAAGGAGUGCGGCUGUGUGGGGCAGCAGUGCGGCCCCCGUGACAACCUAAGCCAUUCGAAGGAGUCGGGGCCCUUGCAGAGUGACGAGGAGCAGAGCCAGGAGACGGGGCACACGGGCUGGAGGAGGGGGUCCAGCAGCCCUCGGAGCUCCCGGCCACCUCCCUCCGGGACCCAGCGAUAAGGGUCCCGUUCCCCGUAGCCCCAGCUCCAAGGCCGGUGGGACCUCGGUCCAGGCGGCCCGAGAUCAGGAUGCACUGCCCGCCCCGCUCUUCCGUCCGCAGGGUCCACGGCCCUUGGAAGUGUGACGGCCCUGAGGGACCUGGGCGGGCGGGGCUCCUCUGGCCACGGGUCCAGUCUGCUUUUCCCCGGACGGAAGCAUCACGGAAGGGUCUUAUCAAUGACGGCCACUUGGAUGUGGUGCCCGGCCAUUCGGCUGGCCACCGGGAGGCAGAGCCUCACCCCUACCUCGGCCCUGGGCCUCGGGAAAUGGCCAACUCGUUUCAUAAAUACAUCUGGAGCAUUUUGCACCUUGCA
Felis catus (domestic cat) is the source of this 8675-nucleotide messenger RNA. It is a transcript of the gene MUC5AC, whose product is annotated as mucin 5AC, oligomeric mucus/gel-forming. The coding region runs from base 1 to 8322 and encodes 2773 amino acids. The transcript is spliced from 54 exons. The record is from RefSeq and is a predicted model, not a curated record. Lineage: Eukaryota; Metazoa; Chordata; Mammalia; Carnivora; Felidae. Gene Ontology annotation, molecular function: protein binding. Gene Ontology annotation, cellular component: extracellular matrix.